Messenger RNA from Cynoglossus semilaevis (tongue sole), 3906 nucleotides. It is a transcript of the gene anks6, whose product is annotated as ankyrin repeat and sterile alpha motif domain containing 6. The coding region runs from base 495 to 3296 and encodes 933 amino acids. The transcript has 19 exons. Gene Ontology annotation, cellular component: cytoplasm. Gene Ontology annotation, molecular function: protein binding. Lineage: Eukaryota; Metazoa; Chordata; Actinopteri; Pleuronectiformes; Cynoglossidae. The record is from RefSeq and is a predicted model, not a curated record. Gene Ontology annotation, biological process: innate immune response.
GCACCUUGGGGUCAAUGAGCGGAGGAAUAAUAAGUAUAAAAACUACUACUAAAAAGUGUUAUUAUUUAAUUAAUUAUGUGUGAGCAUGCUAGGUAAAAAUACAACAACGUAGCCACACAAGUUUUAAUUCUGCUACUCCGACUUGUGCUUCGAAUUACUGUUGCUUGCUAAGACAUCCCCUUCGUACCCACUUCGCGAACUUUGUUUUGAAAGUUAGUACGGAAGUUUUGGGAUUCUCGCAACUUCUACAGAAUAAAAGUAACGGAACCGGGGCAGAGCCGGUGCUGCAGGUUGCCAGAGAGUUGUUUUGUUGCUACAAGUAUUUUUCGCCAGUUCUUAUGAAAACGGAAGGGUUUCUGAACAGAAAUAGAAUAACCCUUUGAUGAAGAAAAGGCCGCCGCCGACUGACAGGAGAAACUUUUGGACUGUGGAUGAAAUGAACAGCACAACAAUGGAGACGGAAUAACACCGAAGAAGAAGAAGAAGAAGAAGUCAUGAGUUUCGGUGUCCCUGCGGAUUCUCUGCUGCUUUUCCGUGCCUGUGACGAGGGCGACUAUGAGACGGCUCGCAGCAUCCUCGAACCCGGGGCUUCGAAGGAGUCGGGGCGGCAGAGCAGGCUGCGGUCAGAAGCGUUGUCGGAGUGCAGCGCCGCGGUCAUGUUGUCUCUGGUUCCGGUGGACUGCACGGACGAGGAGGGGAACACCGCCCUGCAGUUCGCCUCGGCCAGCGGCCACGAGAACCUGGUCCGCUUUUUGCUUCGGAAGGGAGCCUCGGUGGACAGCCGGAACAAUUACGGCUGGACUCCGCUGAUGCAGGCGGCGAGGUUCGGUCAUUUGACAGUUGCCCACAUCCUCUUGGAGAAUGGAGCUGAAAUGAAUGGCAGGAACCGGCUGGGCGCGAGCGUCCUGACUAUGGCGGCCCGUGGCGGACACACUCACGUCGUGAAGUUGCUCUUGGAGAGCGGAGCGUACGUUGACGACUACGAUCACCUGGCCGUCACCGCAGAAGUCGUCUCCAAUGGCAAUAACAACAACAGCUGCAGCGCAGCAGGUUUCGGAGGCUCUGAAGGUUGUCCUGAAGUGGGCAGCAUCAGGGAGUUUAUGGACAUCACAGCUCUGACGGUCGCGUCCCAGCAUGGUCACGAGGCCACGGUGCGUCUGCUGUUGGAGUGGGGUUCCGAUGUCAAUUUUUCCCAGAAAACCACUGGCUGGGGACCACUGAUGACAGCGACUCUCAGCGGGAAGGUGGCUGUGGCUCAGCAGCUAGUGGAACGUGGCGCUGACCCCGACCGUGUCAACGUUCUGUCCAAGACGGCCUUUGAACUGGCAAUGCAGCUGAAGCAGAGGGACAUCAAGGCCUAUCUGGACUCCAUCACCACCGUCCGACCCCUGACAGACGACGAGAGGAGAAGACCAGACGUAUUCAGCGCCCUUAAGUUAGGGAAUUUCCAGCUAGUUAAAGAGAUCUUGGAGGAGGAUCCCAGUCAGGUGAAUUCCUCCAACCAGGAAGGAGCUUCACCUUUGAUGAUGGCGGCAGUGUGCGGCCAGUUAGAGGUGGUGCAGCUGAUAGUGGACAAGAAUGCAGACAUAGACAAACAGGACGGGGUCCAUGGCUGGACUGCACUAAUGCAGGCGACGUAUCAUGGCAGUAAAAGUAUCGUCAAAUACCUGCUGGACCAAGGAGCGAACGUCAACCUUCGAGCUAAGAACGGAUACACAGCAUUCGAUCUGGUUAUGCUGCUGAAUGACCCAGACACUGAGCUGGUGCGUCUGUUAGCAUCAGUGUGUAUGCAGGUAGAUAAGGACAAGUCAAAACACCGCAGCAGAGCCGCGAUGACUCGCUCCAAAAGCCGUCAGUCCCUCAACAACAUCCCGGUGCCACCCGACGACAAGGGAGGUCUAAAGUCCUGGUGGAGUCGAAUGUCAAAUCGGUUCCGGCGCCUGAAGUUGACUCACACCCUGAGACACGGCCUCUCCUCCAAUCGCUUGGCCCCAUUCCCUGAUGAUGCGGACGCUUCUCUGGAUACUACGAUGAAGGCCCAUCAGAAGCCUACUGCGUUGCCCAACGGCACGCUGGGACCUACACCUCCGCUCGGAGGAAGUGAUGUCAGCGCAGUCUGGGCCGUGAAGACUAAAGAUCCAGGUGUUUGCAGGUCCAACUCGGAAAAGGAAGACUUUCUCAUAACCACAAUGUUAAGGAGCGGUGCACCCUUGACCCGACUGCCCAACGACAAACUGAAAGCGGUGAUCCCUCCUUUCCUGCCGCCGUCCAACUUUGAGCCGUGGAACUCGGAUCGUUCGCGCCUCCUCCGGGAAGGAAAGAGCGAAGCGCCCCGUCUGCCCAUGCCGCCGCAGAGAAAACUCAACAGCAGCGGAAACUCGGACAUUACAUCCGUCAGCCGUGUGGUCAACAGGUCCAUUAAGUUUGCCAGCAUUCCAAAGGGGCCUUCCUCCUCCUCGCCCUCUAACUCUGGACACUACCACUCUCCUCACUCCUCUGGCGGCGCCAAUGGCGUAGCAGGUCUCAGCAGGGACUCGCACAACCGCUCAGGGGGCAGCGCAGACAGCGUCCUUUCCCAGAUCGCAGCCCAGAGGAAGAGAGCGGCGGGCAUCAUCGACGUGAAGGUUCAAGCUCCAGAGAAACAGCACAGCCCAUCUCAGAGCCAACCCCAGACCCCAGCUCCGACACCCAGCCACCCACAGCCCGAUGUCAGCCUCCCUGACACGCCCGCCCACACCAGCCUGGUCCACUCGGAGGUCCAUUCCAGGAGGAAGAUUGAACUCAAAAAGAGACCUCAGUCGGGGAACUCCUCCACCUCCAAGAGCACGUCGCCCACACUGACCCCUUCCCCUUCGCCCACGCCGAAGCCUCCAACUGGGCCGGGAGACUCUCUGUCCUCGGCGUCUUCCCACCCUCGCUCCAAGAGCAGCGGAGGGUCCAGCAGUGGGACCAUUACAGAUGAAGAUGAGCUGUCUAGUAUCUUGAAGAAGCUGUCCCUGGAGAAGUACCAGCCCAUAUUUGAAGAACAGGAGGUGGAUAUGGAAGCGUUUCUGACUCUGACAGAUGGAGACCUGAAGGAGCUGGGCAUUAAAACAGAUGGACCGAGACAACAGAUUUUGGCUGCUAUAUCUGAGCUCAACGCUGGGAAGGGCAGAGAAAGGCAAAUACUUCAGGAGACCAUUCACAACUUCCAGUCGUCAUUUGGCAGCAGCGCCAGUAACUCCAGACAAGCGGGCGAACCGCGCUCUCCGACAGGUUGGAUGAGGCACCAGGUUCGUUCAUCCAGCAAAAGGUAGCCGACGAGCCAGGCGCCCAUUGAGGUGAACACCAAAGGUACAUAACACAUACUGUAAGGAACGAAUCGCUGGGAGAUCUGAAAUCAAGACUGAAAAUGAACUGGAGAUCUGUGGAGCCCAAUGUGGGAUUAUUCUAAAAACAAAACAAAAACUGCCUUAAAGUUUUUCUCUCCGCAUGUGAGAUUGUGACUAAACAGGGCUGGACAUCAGUAUUCGGUGUGUGUGACAGGUUACAAGGUGAGUGAGUAUGGAGUGUGAACAUGUCGGGUUUUGUACCGUUAAUGCACAAAGUCAGGUCAAGGGUGGAGAAAAAAAAAAUUCUAAAUUCUCAUUGGCUACGACCGGAGGGAAGAACAGAAGGGACGCUGGCCCGAGCCUUUUUACAUUAUCCUGUACUCUUGGACGUCUUUCACUUUGUGUGUGUCUCGAAUUACUGGCCGACUGUGUAAACAGAUGAUUUUUCAGAUGAUGACGCAAUAAGCCAAUGCUUUUUACGGUCGAGGAUCCUGUUGGACUCGAGACGAGCAACAAUAUUGGCUGAACCAAUAUCUGGGAGUAUUUUACAAGCGGUAUAAAUUUAGUUAGAGAAAAAAAAAAAAAAAAAAAAAAA